This is a messenger RNA of Brassicogethes aeneus, 923 nucleotides long. NCBI's taxonomy places the organism in Eukaryota, Metazoa, Arthropoda, Insecta, Coleoptera, Nitidulidae. The record is from the annotation of a GenBank genome assembly.
UAUUGAUUCAGUACAAAUAGGACUAUAAAUUUAAGGUUAUGUUGAAGAUAAUGUCGGAGUUUGAUAUAAAACAGGGUUUGAGAGUGGUUUUGAGCAAACUAGAGGAAGCUAGCCAACGCAGAAAACCCGAGUUGCAAUGUAUUAAGCCGACUUUAGUUGCUGUAAGCAAAACAAAACCCGCCAGUUGCAUUAUAGAGGCCUACGAAGAGGGGCAAAGGCAUUUCGGGGAAAAUUACGUGAACGAACUGGUUGAAAAAGCAAAUAACCCCGACAUUCUGGAAAAAUGCAAGGACAUCAAAUGGCAUUUCAUUGGUCAUUUGCAAUCAAACAAAAUCAACAAAGUUUUGGCCUUGAAAAAUAUCCACAUGAUUGAGACGGUUGAUUCGCAAAAAUUGGCCACCAAUUUGAACAAAAGUUGGCCCAAUUUUGGCCCUCCAGACUCCAAGUUGAAAAUAUUUGUCCAAGUUAAUACCAGUGGAGAACAAGAAAAAAAUGGAAUUGAACCCAAGGAAGUUGGCAAUUUGGUGAAGUUUAUUCUAAGCGAUUGCAAAAAUUUGCAACUUCAUGGCCUGAUGACGAUUGGAAAGUACGGCUAUAACCCCGAGGAUGGCCCCAAUCCCGAUUUUCUUAAGCUGAAAAGUUGCAGGGAUGAUGUUUGUAGUAAUCUGGAGUUAGAUUGGAAAAGUGUCAACCUAUCCAUGGGCAUGUCGGACGAUUUUGAACAAGCUAUUGAAUUGGGUAGUACAUAUGUGCGGGUGGGAUCUAAAAUUUUCGGUUAUAGACCAAAGAAAAAUUAAGUGAUUUUAUAAAUUUAACAACAAACACAAUAAAAAUGUAUUGUAUAAUAUAUGAUUCUGUAUUUGUGUUAAAUCUUUAUUUUUGUUUAAAUAAAUAUAUUUUAAAUACAUUUUGUAUUGCAUUUA